This is a messenger RNA of Somion occarium, 903 nucleotides long. Lineage: Eukaryota; Fungi; Basidiomycota; Agaricomycetes; Polyporales; Cerrenaceae. The record is from the annotation of a GenBank genome assembly.
AGCAGCUCUAACCCAUUCAUCGACUAUCUCCUUCUCAACAUCCAAGCAGUGUAUAGCUCGAAGAUGUCUCCGAAGAUCAUAAGCUCGGCUAAAGACAUAUUCGCACUUUGCAUUGCCAGCAGGGAGAGCUUGGUGAAUGCUCCCCAGAAAUGGUUGCAAGUCUGGAUGAGGGCAUUGCAAGGCUCUCGUAGAUUGCAUCCUCUCUUUAGCACGGACGCCUUACCGGGUCCACCAGGACGGCAGCGACCUCAGUGGGAUGCAACUUGGCUAGAUGGCGCUGUAAAAGAUGCUUGUAACCAAAUGCGCGGCUACAACUCUCAUGUGGACACACGAAAUCUCUGCGUCCUAAAUGCGAGAUGUUGUUGUACGCACAGAUUUGAAAUCUUUGCCACAUCCUGGAACAUCGCAGAGCCAGUCGCGUCCAACUUCCCCGCCUCUUCUACGUUUUCUGGGCCGUUCAUUGUCAGUCUCAGCGUCGCUCUGGGGUUCAGCGGCACAAAGUUCUGUCUCUACGUUUUGCUGUUCGUGUAUUCUGAGGUGGGCACGUAACCCUUUCUGCGCGGUGAAAACCUUUCCAUUACAUUCUGGAUGCGGACAUGUUGGCGGAUGGGCGGUUCGCAUGUGGUGUUGAAGAGCCGUCCAAGUUGCGAAGAAGGGCUGCGAGGCAAGACAAGAAUCUUGAAUGCAAGUAUAGCGUUUCUCUGAGCAUGCAGUAAAAUAUGGGCACGAAGCUUCUGGCUGGUAGAAAAAGACUUUGCACAGCCAGAGUGUUCACAGCGGUAUGGCUUCGUACCGGGCGGCGCAUGGACUGAACACAUGUGGUCACGCAGCUGGUGGUGUUUCGCGAAUGCUAGUCCGCAUCCUGGCUCAUUACACUGCGCAAAUUAUGAGCAUAUUGUUCCG